AUGACAUUGGUAGUGCCAGGCAGGAUCCACGCCUUCCACUACUCGUCCCAUGCCCUACUCACUCUGGACGGCCUGAUUCAACUCAACGGGCACCUCUCUCCUCCACAGACUCAGCAGGUCCCAUCUGGAGACCACACUCCCAACCAGCCCGUUACCCAUCAACCCCUCCUCUGGACUACACUGCCGAAAAAGAUCUGCCCGGACACCCCCACGAUGGAAAGCACCUUCGCCAUCGUCUUCCUCUCUCUCAUUGCCUGCUGGGACGUUUCAGAAGCCCAGCUGGGCGUCUGUAAAUUUUACGAAGAGUGCGGCCCCAACCCAACGGUGAAUAGCAGCCUGAUCCCCUCCAUCAUCCCCUGCGUGGACAACAAUCGGGCCAGGCGACUGCAAGGCCUGCACUACCUGAGGCUGAAGAAGGUGUGCCCGAUGUUGGACAACGGACCGGGCAACACCUCCGCCUGCUGCUCGCUGAAGCAGCUGGGGUCCCUGGAGAGCAGCAUCGCCCUCUCCAAGGCCGUGCUGAUCCGCUGCCCGUCCUGCGCCACCAACUUCGCCCACCUGCACUGCAUCAACACCUGCAGCCCCGACCAGGACCAGAUCGUCAGGAUCAUCCGCACCACCAACGUGACCGUGGACAACCAGACCAAGGAGGCCGUGCUGGCCUACCAGGCGUUCAUGAGCGCCGAGUUCGCCGACAGCGCGUUCAACUCGUGCAAGAACGUGCGCAUCCCCUCCACCGGCGGCUUCGCCAUCGGCACCAUGUGCGGGCGCUACGGCGCCGCGAACUGCACCGCGCAGCGCUGGUACGACUUCCAGGGCGACUCCAGCAACGGCCUGGCCCCGCUCGACAUCGACUUCCGGCUGGUCCCCGAGGGCGACCCGGUCCCCCCCGGCAUCGUCCCCUACGCCGGACGGGUGCUGGCCUGCAACGAGAGCUCAGAGCCCGAGGGCCAGCCGUGUUCCUGUCAGGACUGCGUGGAGUCCUGCCCCGUCAUCCCCGCCCCGCUUCCCCCGGGAAAGCCCUUCGCGAUCGGGGGGAUGGACGGGGCGCUGGUGCUGUGCCUGAUUAGCUUCUCGCUGCUUUGCCUGGUCUUCCUGGGCUACCUCCUGCUGAUGGCGUUCCUGCACGGCCGCAGCUGCGAUGCGGGCAAAGACGAAGGAAAGGACAAGAGCGGCAAGGAUCUGUUCCGAGCCGUCGACCCCACGAAGUUCAGCUUCUCGGAUAAGGCCAGCCUCGCCAUGCAGGACUUUCUGGGCUCCCUGUUUGAGCGAUGGGGGACGUUGAUGGCCAGACAUCCCUUCAAGGUGCUGCUGAUGUCUCUGCUCGUGGUGGUGGUGUUUGCCACAGGACUGGUCUACAUCGAGCUGACCACCGACCCUGUGGAGCUCUGGUCAGCCCCCAACAGCCGAGCUCGCAAAGAGAAGGACUUCCACGACAAGUACUUCAAUCAGUUCUUCCGGACAAACCAGGUCAUCCUGACUGCUCCUGGGCGUCUGGGCCACUCCUACGACUCCCUGCUUUUCGGCAAACAGAACUUCAGUGGCAUCCUCUCCAAAGAUCUCAUUAUUCAGUUGAUGGAGCUGCAGUCGAGGAUACAGGCCAUACAAUUCUGGUCGGAUGAGCUGAGCCGCAAUGUCAGCCUCAAGGAUAUCUGCUACGCACCCCUGAACCCCAACAACCCAUCGCUGAUGGACUGUGCCGUCAACAGCCUGCCUCAAUACUUCCAGAACAGUCUUGAGAACCUGAAUGCUAAGGUCAACAUGACGAAUCUGGGGGUGACCCAGGAGGUGGACUGGAGGGACCACUUCAUCUACUGUGUUAACUCCCCGCUGUCUUUCCAAGACAUCACCGACCUGCGCCUGAGCUGCAUGGCAGACUAUGGCGGCCCUGUCUUUCCUUUCCUGGCUGUGGGCGGAUAUGACAAUGAAGAGUACACCACAGCCGAGGCCCUGAUCAUGACUUUCUCCCUGAACAACUACCCACGAGGCACCACCAAGUUCACACUGGUCGAGAGAUGGGAGCAGAUGUUCCUCAACAUAAUGAGAGAGUACAAAAUGGAUCCCAAAACCAACUUCACUUUUGCCUACAUGUCAGAGAGAUCGCUGGAAGAUGAGAUCAACCGGACGACGGCCGAGGACAUCCCCAUCUUCAUGAUCAGCUACGCUGUAAUCUUCCUGUACAUCGCUGUCGCACUGGGCGAGUACUCCUCCUUCAAACGCAUACUGGUGGACUCAAAGUUCCUGGUGGGUCUGGGUGGGAUCCUGGUGGUCGGCUGCUCCGUCCUGGCCUCCAUGGGCUUCUACGCUUGGGUGGGAAUUCCCUCCUCCCUGGUCAUCCUGCAGGUGGUGCCCUUCCUGGUGCUGGCCGUCGGAGCGGACAACAUCUUCAUCUUCGUCUUGGAGUAUCAGAGGGACGAGCGGAGGCCGGGGGAGGGGCGGGAGCAGCAGAUCGGCCGCGUCCUGGGCAGCGUUGCCCCCAGCAUGCUCCUCUGCAGCCUGUCGGAAUCCAUCUGCUUCUUUCUGGGGGCCCUGAGCACCAUGCCGGCGGUGAAGUCCUUCGCCCUGUAUGCCGCGCUGGCGGUGCUGAUGGACUUCCUGCUGCAGAUGACGGCCUUUGUGGCCCUGCUCUCCCUGGACGUGGGCAGGCAGGACGCCAACCGCUGCGAGCUGGCCUGCUGCGUGACGGUGUCCGCCCCUCGCCCACACGCCGCCAGCCAGGGCGUCCUGCUGCCCGCCAUGAAGCGCUACUACGCCCCGGUCCUGCUGCACCCCGUCACCAGGGUUACUGUGAUGGUGCUGUUUCUCUUCAUGUUCUGCGGCUCCAUCUUUCUGAUGUUCCACGUGACUGUGGGUCUGGACCAGGAGCUGGCCAUGCCCACGGACUCCUACAUGCUUGACUAUUUCGCGUACCUGAAUAAGUACUUUGAGGUGGGUGUCCCCACGUACUUUAUCACCACACAAGGCUUCAACUUCACCACAGUGGAGGGCAUGAACGCUGUGUGCUCCAGUGUCGGCUGUGACCCUUUCUCCCUCACACAGAAGAUACAGUACGCCACAGAGUACCCAGACCUAUCCUACCUGGCUAUCCCAGCAUCCUCUUGGGUAGAUGACUUCAUAGACUGGCUCAACCCUGCAUCCAAGUGCUGUCGGAUUUAUACCGAGGGACCCAAUAUAGGGGAUUUCUGUCCUGCUACUGAGACUGUGAAUUCAUGUUGGAGACGGUGCGUGUUCCCUCCUCUAAGUGGGGUCCUCAGGCCUUCUGUGAAGAAGUUCAACAGGUUCCUGCCUGACUUCCUGGGUAACAGGCCUGACCUGCAGUGCCCCAAGGGAGGUCUGGGAGCCUAUGACACUGCAGUGCAGAUGGACACCAACGGAGAGAUAGUAGCCUCACGGUUCAUGGCGUACCACACACCGCUCACCAACUCCCAGGAGUUCACGGCGGCCCUGCAGAUGGCGCGCGAGCUGGCCGCCAACAUCACCCGCAGCAUGCGCAAGGUCCCCGGCACCGCGCCUGACUUCGAGGUCUUCCCGUACACGGUGACGUACGUGUUCUAUGAGCAGUACCUGACCAUCGUGCCAGAGGGCCUCUUCAACAUCUCCCUGUGCCUCCUGCCCACCUUCGUGGUGUGCUGCAUUCUGCUGGGCCUGGACCUGCGGUCCGGCCUGCUCAACCUGCUCACCAUCAUCAUGAUCACCGUGGACACCGUGGGGGUCAUGACCCUGUGGGGGAUCAGCUACAACGCCGUGUCCCUCAUCAACCUGGUGACGGCUGUGGGAAUCUCGGUGGAGUUUGUGUCUCAUCUGACGCGGUCCUUCGCCCUGAGCACGUUGCCCACCCGAGUGGAGAGAGCCAAGGAGGCUACCGCUAACAUGGGCAGUGCAGUAUUUGCAGGCGUUGCCAUGACGAACCUGCCGGGGAUCGUGGUGCUGGCGUUCGCCAAGGCCCAGCUGAUCCAGAUCUUCUUCUUCAGACUCAACCUGGUCAUCACCCUGCUGGGCAUGGUGCACGGCCUCGUGUUCCUGCCCGUGCUCCUCAGCUUCUUCGGGCCUGACGUGAACAAGGCCGUCCUGUUUAAUCGGCAGAAGGAUGCUCAGAGGGCGUCGCACGUACACGAAAACGGCGGGUUUGAAAACGGGGGGUUUGAAAACGGCGAACCCAACGCACAGCUUCCGUCGCCGGAGACGAAGAAGGCUCCGUCGCAGACCGAAACGAUCCUGCUGUGA
Conger conger (European conger) is the source of this 4224-nucleotide messenger RNA. RefSeq names its product NPC1-like 1 (gene npc1l1). Bases 1 to 4224 code for a protein of 1407 amino acids. Gene Ontology annotation, cellular component: membrane. The record is from RefSeq and is a predicted model, not a curated record. The transcript has 18 exons. Gene Ontology annotation, molecular function: lipid carrier activity. Lineage: Eukaryota; Metazoa; Chordata; Actinopteri; Anguilliformes; Congridae.